This is a messenger RNA of Nicotiana tabacum (common tobacco), 1583 nucleotides long. RefSeq names its product agmatine deiminase. Lineage: Eukaryota; Viridiplantae; Streptophyta; Magnoliopsida; Solanales; Solanaceae. Gene Ontology annotation, biological process: putrescine biosynthetic process. The record is from RefSeq and is a predicted model, not a curated record. Gene Ontology annotation, molecular function: agmatine deiminase activity; protein-arginine deiminase activity.
AUUGUGAAGCUUGUGUUUAGAGGAAGAAGAAGAAGAAGAGGUUAGAGAUGGAUCUGAAGGGGACGCCAGUUGAAAAUGGAUACCGUAUGCCUGCUGAAUGGGAAUCCCACUCUCAUUGUUGGAUGGGCUGGCCUGAACGUCCAGAUAACUGGCGAAACAAUGCAUUCCAUGGUCAACAUGUAUUUGCCAAUGUAGCAUCUGCUAUCUCAAGAUUCGAACCAGUAACAGUCUGUGCUAGUGCUGCUCAGUGGGAAAAUGCACGCAACCUCUUACCUAAACAUAUCAGGGUUGUGGAGAUGAGCAUGAAUGAUUCUUGGUUUCGUGAUACUGGUCCAACUUUUGUCAUCAGAAAUACCACAUCAGAAGAUACUGAACAUGUAGCGCCAAGUGUUGCAGGAAUUGAUUGGACCUUCAAUAGCUGGGGUGGUGUUGAUGAUGGCUGUUACGAAGACUGGAGUCAUGACCUUCUUGUUGCAAGAAAGAUUUUGGCAAUUGAAAAGGUCCCAAGGUUUCCACACUCUAUGAUUCUUGAAGGUGGAAGCAUUCAUGUCGAUGGAGAAGGGACUUGUCUCACGACAGAAGAGUGCCUCCUGAACAAAAACAGGAACCUACAUUUGUCUAAGGAACAGAUUGAGAAUGAACUAAAAGCAUAUCUUGGAGUCAGGAAGAUUAUUUGGCUGCCUCGAGGGUUGCUUGGUGAUGAUGAUACAAAUGGUCAUAUUGACAACAUGUGCUGUUUUGUGAAGCCUGGUGUUGUUUUAUUGUCUUGGACCGAUGAUCAAUCUGAUCCACAGUAUGCGAGAUCCAUUGAAGCCCUUUCUAUUCUUGAAACUACUUCUGAUGCCAAUGGUAGAAAACUACAAGUGAUCAAACUCCAUGUACCUGGGCCACUCUGUAUGACAGAUGAGGAGGCAGAUGGAAUAUUUCAGGAUGGUGAUGCUAAACCUAGGACUUCAGGUACAAGGCUUGCUGCUUCAUACGUUAACUUCUACAUUGCCAAUGGCGCAAUUAUUACUCCGCAAUUUGGGGAUAAAAAAUGGGAUGAAGAAGCUAUUAGAGUCCUCUCACUGGCAUUUCCAGAUCAUGAGGUGGUAGGAAUUGAAGGUGCAAGGGAGAUUGUAUUGGGAGGUGGAAAUAUACAUUGUAUCACGCAGCAGCAGCCAAGCGGCCCAGAAUAUUCACCCAAGAUUUUAAAUGGUUCCACAUCUUAGCAGAGGGAUAACUAAUAUUUGGCAUGUGCAAGUGAUAACAUGGAGCUGUCCGUAAUCUGGCUAAUAUCAGAGAUUCUAUGAAUGAUAUCCUUACUUGACAUCUGGUAGAUGAACUUUAUUUUAUGUAUUUUGCUUUUUCUUUCAAGAUAUGGUGUUACUCGCUUAUUGAGGACAUGACCAUGGAUAGAAAGGGGUGGAGGUUGAGAAUAAAGGUUAAGGGUUAGGUAGUCGAGUGUUGUCUUUGUUUGUAACAGUAGCUUUGAUACACCACUUGGUGUUUUCGUGUUUUUUCGUAUCCCUAGACUUCUGUUACUACUUGCUGUUGUCUUUUGUUUCGGUUUUCUGAUCGCAUUACCUAUUGCUAGUUUUGUA